AUGACCUGGACCCUCAGUGUCCUUCUCUGUCUCGGAGUUCCCCCCAAACCCUCCAUCUGGGCUGACCCAGGCCCCAUCGUCAGCAAGGGGAGCCCUGUGACCAUCUGGUGUCAGGGUUCUCUGCAGGCAGAUGGCUACAUUCUGUAUAAAGAGAAGAGUUCUGAGCCCUUGAACACAACGAUCACACAGGCCUCCAGCAACAAGAUCGGGUUCCUCAUUCAGUCCAUGAGCUCACAGCACACAGGGCUGUACCAGUGUGCAUACAGCAGUGGGGGCAGGCUGUCUGAGAGGAGUGAGCCCCUGCUCCUGGUGCUGACAGGUAUGUAUAGGGAGCCCUCCCUCUCAGCCCAGCCAAGUUUCCUUGUGCUGCCUGGGGACAGCCUGACCCUCCAGUGUGGCUCAGAACCCGGAUCUGACAGAUUCGCUCUGACCAAGGAUGAGGGGCCCACACCCCACCAGCAUCUCCAUGGGCAGCACAGCCCUGACUUCCACCUGGGCCCUGUGAACCUCACCCACGGGGGCCGGUACAGGUGUUACAGUGGACACAACCUUUCCUAUGUGUGGUCGGCCCCCAGUGCCCCCCUGGACAUCCUGAUUACAGGAAUGUACAGGAAACCCUCCCUCUCAGUCCAGCCUGGGCCCUCGGUUGCCUGGGGAGCGAAAGUGACUCUACAGUGUCGAUCUGAGGUCAGGGCUGACACCUUCCAUCUGCACAGGGAGGGGUCCCUGGAUCCUCCCCAGCGGCUUCAUCUGCAAAACACGGCUGCCCACUCUCAGGCCAACUUCACCAUCAGCCAUGUGUCCUGGGGCCACCAGGGGAUCUACAGGUGCUACAGCUCACACAGCUCCUCCCCCUUCCAGCUGUCACAGCCCAGUGACCCCCUGGAGCUCCUGGUCUCAGCUCAUCAACCCCAAGACUACACAGUGGGGAACCUCAUCCGCUUGGGUGUGUCUGGCUUCAUCCUCAUGGUCCUCGGGGUGCUGCUGUGUGAAGCUUGGCACAGUUGAAGAAGACCCCACGAUGCAGCCAGGAGUUGAACACAGGGAACAGCAAACCCACCAGUCAGUGAGGCAGAGCCUGGAGAAGAGUCUGAUGACCCCAGGAAGCUCUGGAGGAAACUGUGGGCGCCCCUGGGAAAGAGUCUGCUGAGAAUGUGGAGGGUGUGGGCGUGGUUCCCCUGCAGGGAGAGGCGGGGCUGGGGCUGCAGAGGCUUCCCCACAGCUAGACUGUGGGCGUCUCCCCUCACUGCACUGCUGACCUUCCUUGGCUGCGCCUCUGUUCUCACCCCCGUGACCUGGGGCUCAGCCCACAUCACAGGUUCAGAUCCACCCCUGGGCUCACCCUCCAUCUCUGGUCCACUUUCAUGCAGGACAUUUUCUUUCUUUUAUUGUCCACAUUUGCUGAUUCUGUAUGUCUCUGGGUCAGGCAAUAAAUCUUUCUUAAACAACUGGUUAAAAGAAUAAAAACCAGGAAUUCUUUGGA
Messenger RNA from Artibeus jamaicensis (Jamaican fruit-eating bat), 1483 nucleotides. Its product is annotated as leukocyte immunoglobulin-like receptor subfamily A member 2. The transcript has 5 exons. Bases 1 to 1008 code for a protein of 335 amino acids. The record is from RefSeq and is a predicted model, not a curated record. Lineage: Eukaryota; Metazoa; Chordata; Mammalia; Chiroptera; Phyllostomidae.